This is a messenger RNA of Enterospora canceri, 552 nucleotides long. The record is from the annotation of a GenBank genome assembly. Lineage: Eukaryota; Fungi; Microsporidia; Enterocytozoonidae.
AUGGAAAGUAGUUCAUUGGGUAUAGUACCAGUUGAAGGGGGUGGAUACCAGUUUGAGACCAAGAAUGAGACUGAAAUAGUCUAUGAAGGAAGAAAGUACGUGAUACCAGGGAGAAUGAGGGUGGAGGCCAUUGAUAGGGCAAUGACUGUAAGAAAGAGUAUCAGGUCGAGUACACUGAUAUCAAAGUAUGGUAGAUAUGGAUUAUGUAGAACAGUUGAUGGGAUUAGGAUGGAAUUUGGGUAUGAAUUGGGUGGAAUUAGGAUGGUGUGUAACAAGGAUAUGAUCAAAUUGAUCAAUAUUGGUGAUAAGCGUAUUAUUAGUGUUGAAUCAGGUUUAUUCUAUAAUGAUACAAGACACCUUAGGAUAUUCACAACAUACUUUGAUACUGGUUUAGAGUGGAUUAAUGUUGAAUCAGACACCAAUUUGAUUAGUAGGGGAGAUAUCAGUGCUUAUGUUAAUCAAAUUGGUAGUGGAAUAGUAGUCAUAUUGGGGAUAUCAGUGCUUAUAUUCAUAGGAUGGCUGUACUACAAGGGUACUAAGUGGGUAGAAUAG